Molecule: messenger RNA, 4212 nt
Organism: Aspergillus pseudonomiae
Lineage: Eukaryota; Fungi; Ascomycota; Eurotiomycetes; Eurotiales; Aspergillaceae
Exons: 5
Coding region: 1-4212 (1403 amino acids)
Molecular function (GO): protein binding
Source: RefSeq, a predicted model, not a curated record
AUGGCAAUGUCACGACUUCUCUCCCGAUCAGCGGUUCGGGCUGUGUCCACUUCGACUUCCGCUCAAACCACCAAGGCGGCGGGAGAUAUCUCGAGCGUUUUCCCCAGUUUGAGACCAGAUUACAAACCAGAACCUCUUCCAUCGCGCUUCAGGGAUUUAAAGUUGCAAUAUUUCGAGAAAAACGAAGCCGCGCUGAAGCAAAGCUGGAAGAGACUCCUGCCUAGCUUAGAAGAGGAAGUUGAUAAGAUCAAGUCAAAAGGAAGCGAUAUUAUUCCUUCUGUGGAUUACGCGGACGUUGUCUCUGGAAAUGUACCGGAGAAUGUCCUGGCGGAAAUCCGCCACCGUGGAACAGUAGUAAUCAGAAAUGUGCUACCCCGUGGAAUGGCUAGAGAAUACAAAGAGCGCGUUGAGGACUAUGUUGCUGCCAACAAAGAGCGUGUGAAGGCUUUCCCACCAGACUCGCCUGCAGUAUACGAGUUGUAUUGGACCCAAGCCCAGGCGGAAGCCCGGGCGCACCCUAACAUGCUCGAUACGCAGCGCUUCUUGCAGCGUUUGUGGCAUUCAUCUGACCCCAAAACCAAAAUUUCCACUCGAAACCCCCUCACAUACGCCGAUCGACUCCGGAUCCGCAUGCCUGGUGAUUCCAAGUUCACCCUUGGCCCCCAUAUCGAUGGUGGCUCGCUCGAACGGUGGGAAGACCCUGAGUAUUCCCGCGUUUAUACCAAGAUCCUCGAGGGUAAAUGGGAAGAAUACGACCCGUGGGACGCAAAGCAUCGCGUCUCGGCCAAGAUGGACUUGUACAACGGCGCCGGCGCCUGCUCCAUGCUGAGGUUCUUCCAAGGGUGGCUUUCCAUGUCCCAAACAGCCCCAGGUGAGGGCUCGCUGCAUGUGUGUCCUAUGAUUGUUCACAGCACCGCCUAUACUAUUCUCAGGCCAUUCUUUGAUACGCAAACACUGCAGCCGGCAUUGGAUGCCACCUUCCCUGGGUCUGUUCCCGGUGCCUGCCAGGAAUACAACCCCGUCACCCACCCACACCUGGAGCUUGAAAGCACUAUGGUGUCGGUACCUGAGGUGGGACCUGGUGACUAUGUCGCUUGGCACUGUGACUCUCUGCACUCAGUUGAUAAGAAGCAUCAGGGCAAAGGUGACUCGAGUGUACUCUAUAUCCCUGCCACUCCUAUGUGCGACAUGAACGUCGAUUAUCUGCUCAAGCAACGCCAGGCAGCUCAAGCUUACUCCCCGCCUUGGGACUUUCCAGGCGCUGGUGGACCCGGCGAGAGCGGCUUCAAGGGCGCACUUGACUGGAACUCGCUCAACCCUGAGGGCUUGCGUGCUAUGGGCCUAGGCAAUCAGCCAUGGGAGGUUACCUCUGACAUGAGUGAGGGCGAAAAACAGGUUGCGACGCUCCUUCUGCUCGCCUCGUGCGUUCCCUCGGCGCUGGCUAUCUAUCGCGACGAGGUCGACCAUAUCGAUUUCCAUCAUGCUCUACUCGGUCCUGCUUCGUCCCAUUCGACCUUCUUCCUCAAGCCUUCGUCCUCAUCUGAUGCAUCCCUGCUCUACACUUUGUCCGAGAAAUUGCUCCUUGGUGCCGUAAAUCCUAGGGAUGGGUCGGUGGUGUGGAGGCAAAAUGUCUCCCGAUCCGCUGCAGCCGCUGACAGCGGCCUCUUACGUGCUUCCGACGGGACCAAUGCCAUUGUUAGCGCAGUGGGCGACUAUCUGUCAUCGUGGAGCGCCCUGGAUGGUAAAUUGAUCUGGGAGAGCUGGUUUUCCGACGACCAUGUGGCAGAUCUGGAGCUGCUGGAGCUAGAGGAUGCCGCCUCGCCUUCUGCCGUUAAAGACACGAUUGCGCUUUUCGGAGGUAAGGCGGGGGUUGUUAGAAGACUGGAUGGAGAUUCGGGCAAGGUCAAAUGGGAAUAUAAAGACGAAAGUGGCGAUCUCCCUUUCCAAGUCUCGUCCUCCUCCACCAACGUUUUCUAUAUUUCUCUGCAAUCUGCUCUUCUGAAGGGCUAUAAGAUCAAGGUUACAUCUAUGGACCUAUUGACCGGUCGUCAGAACCAGCAAUUGACCUUGAACUCGGAAGGUGACAUUUCCGGGCCCGAGUCUGUACUUUUCGUGGGCGCAAACACCGCCUCGCCUCUGAUUGUCUGGGCAGAUAAAGCUCAGAAAGUACUCAAAGUCAACGUUAUUGGUACGAAGCAAGUUAGCGCCAUCAAUGUCGACAACACCAGUGGCGAGGAGAUUCGUUCAAUCACCGUUCACGCUCCGAAGAAACUCAACUCGCUGCCCCAUUUUCUGGUUCAUUACCAAACGCAAUCUACAUCCUGGGCUGAGGUUUACCACGUCAACUUGCAAUCCGCAGUUGUAUCCAAGGCCUACGAUCUGCCUCGCUUGGAAGGAUGGUCUGCCUUUUCUACAAGUACCAAGGAUGCAAAUGUUUACUUUACCCGGAUCACGCAGUCGGAAAUGACUGUUGUAUCUUCUGCCUCUCAUGCCAUCUUGGGGAGGUGGCCUCUUCAGUCGCCUCCGAUGGAGCGCGCGCUACAUGCAGUGUCAGAAGUUGUCCCGAAAGGCGAUAGCGUCGCGGUACGAUCGGCUGCUGUUUUGGAGUCAGGUGACUGGCAGUUACUCCGAAAUGGCCAACCUGAAUGGACUAGAUACGAAGCUUUGGCUGGCGCUUUGGCUGCCAAUUGGGCUGAGGAGGAAUACCAGGAGGAGCUGGCUCACCAGCUUGAGGUUGAAGGUCAUGAGAGCCUUUUUGCGGCGUACGCGCAUCGUGUCAGGCGCCACAUCAAAGACCUCGAACAUCUUCCUGAGUGGCUACAAGACCUGCCCAAGCGCAUCCUUACCAGUUUCUUGACCGACGAAGUUUCAAACCUUGAUAGCUUUGGCAUCUCGAGACAUGUUAUCGUUGCUACUGAAAAUGGACGUGUCUAUGCGCUCGAUGGCGGAAACCACGGCGCUGUUUCCUGGAGCGUGAAGGCUGCGGAAGCAGAAACUUGGGCUCCUGUCGCAGUGGUCACCCAACCAGGCCUUGCCACUGUCUACACAGAUGAUGGCAGCUCGGUUACAUUGAACGUCGCCUCUGGAGAAAUCAUCAAGCGCACUCCGGCCACUACCAAGCUCCGUUCUGUCGCCGUCCUCAACGACUCCCCCGCGCCCCUCGUCGUUGGGAUUAGUGAGAACGGUACUCCCGUGGAGUCUGUAGAUCGUCCUGGAUUUUUUGUCACACUUGGCAAUGGUCGCGUGCUAGGCUGGAGCGCCAACAAUAACAAGUUCCCCGUCUGGGAGUUCCUACCCCCACAAGGCGAGAGAGUCAUCCAUGCCACCUCCCGACCAGCUCAUGAUCCUGUCGCAUCGAUUGGCAAGGUUCUGGGCGAUCGAUCGGUUCUGUACAAGUAUCUGAACCCUAACUUGGUUCUUGUCACCGCCGUGGGCGAUAAAUCCGCUACUUUCUACCUGCUGGAUGCUAUCUCUGGCAAGGUUCUCCAUGCAAGCACCCAAAGUGGCGUUGACACCACCCAGCCAAUUGCCUCAGCCAUGUCCGAGAACUGGUUCGCAUAUUCUUUCUGGGGUGAUGUCGUCCACCCAUCGGAUGCCAAGGGCUACCAAUUGGUGAUUUCCGAGCUGUAUGAGUCUUCGAUACCUAAUGACCGUGGGCCACUGGAUGCUGCAUCCAACUACUCUAGCCUUGACGCACUGCCCCUUCCACAUGUAGUGUCCCAGUCCUUCAUCAUCCCCGAACCAAUUUCCCACAUGGCUGUUACGCAAACCCGUCAAGGUAUCACUACCCGCCAACUCCUUUGCACACUUCCCUCGACAAAUUCCCUGGUUGGCAUUCCUCGCCCCGUACUGGAUGCCCGCCGGCCCGUCGGCCGCGACCCGACCGCUACGGAGGCCGAAGAAGGCCUAUUCAAGUACAACCCCUUCCUCGAGUUCGACGGUAAAUGGUACCUCUCUCACGAACGCGAUGUGGCUGGCAUCAAUAAGGUUCUCUCAGCGCCAACACUUCUUGAGAGUACUAGUUUGAUUUUCGGCUUUGGUGGCGAUAUCUUUGGCACCCGAGCGACACCCAGCCAGGCAUUUGACAUUCUGGGCAAGGGAUUCUCGAAGUUGCAGUUGCUUAUGACCAUUGUUGCACUGACAAUUGGAGUGAUCAUUCUUUCUCCGAUGGUCCGGAAAAAACAGGUCAACCAGGUUUGGAAGACAACAUAG